Messenger RNA from Penicillium arizonense, 1302 nucleotides. RefSeq lists its product as uncharacterized. Lineage: Eukaryota; Fungi; Ascomycota; Eurotiomycetes; Eurotiales; Aspergillaceae. The transcript has 3 exons. The record is from RefSeq and is a predicted model, not a curated record. Bases 1 to 1302 code for a protein of 433 amino acids.
AUGUGCGUUGCGCAACAGCAAUCGGGACAUGGUAUGACUAUGUUUGUCAACCAAACCCAGCAAGAUGAUUUUGGUGGAGGUCACCGAAUUUCUGAUCAGAAGGGCAUGGCUAUUACCAUUAGGCACAGCCCCGGGAUUCAUCAACUUGGUUCCAUCGGGAGGGAUAAGGGCACCCGCUUUCUUGAUUAUUUUGUCUCUUUCAUUCAGCAGAACAUGUUCACGAUGAGAUUCUCGUCAAUAGUUCCGGACCUGCUUCCUCUAAUUUCAACUUCCCCAGUCCUAUAUAAUGCAGUGAUAGCGGUUGGUGCUUUGGAGGCGAACCGACAUUUCGCUGGACGCACGUUACAGGGAGAGGAACCCCCCUAUGUGGAUUCCAUGACCUCUUACCAUAAGUCAAUAGGUAUUUUGCGGUCGUGUCUGGGAAAAAGCAAUGUGAUGCAAAGAGAGGACGUUCUCUGGGCCACAUUUUUCCUGGGGCUGUUUGAGUUGCUCUCGGAUGAUUCGGGUGAAGGCUGGGUCAAGCACAUGCUCUAUGGAACAUCAAAAAUGUUCCAGCUUGCAGGACCAAGCGAUUGCAUGUCAUCGGCCCGAAGGAUAUUCUACGACCUUUUUCGUAUCCUCGAAGCCAGCCGAGCAUUACUCUAUAAUGAAGAAACGAUCCUUUCACAGGAAUGUUGGGUUCUACUCCAAAAAACCCUGUCAAGCAAUGCCUCUCGAUGGGAGCCCAUGGAAGAGAUUAUAACCAUCAUGAUUCAGACAUCCACCUUCAGCCUACGAGCCGCUGCUAUAAUUAAGAUGAUUCCUGAAGCAGAGCGGUUCACAGAUCCAUCAGUUGCUCUGCUUGCGGCUGAAGGUCUCAAUGCACAAGACACUAUCUAUAACUGGCACACGCAGACGUUGCUGCAGCUGGCCCAGGAUGGCCCUACUGAAUAUUCAAACUUAGCUUUGUUGUAUUACCACGCGCUGCUAAUCUUUCUCUCUGGCAACUAUGACUAUUUCCCCUACUGGGACAAGAUCCCAGCCCCGGUGUUAUCCCCUGCUGAAAUUUCUGAACACCUGGUUGCAAUCCUGGAUCUCUCGGGCGAGGUGUUGUGCCACUCCAAGAUUCCGGGAGUGAUGCUGUUUUUCCCAGUUACCGUUGCAGGAUCUCGAGCCCGGAGAGUUGAACAAAGAUCCAAAGUACUGAAUCUGCUCGACUGGGUCUUCUGUCAAGGAUUCGUGGUCGCAAACAGGAUACGGGAUGGUUUGCUGGAACGGUGGGCCGAGAGGGAUCGGGAAGAGAUAAUGCAUCUGGCCACAUGA